Drosophila rhopaloa is the source of this 613-nucleotide messenger RNA. RefSeq lists its product as uncharacterized. NCBI's taxonomy places the organism in Eukaryota, Metazoa, Arthropoda, Insecta, Diptera, Drosophilidae. Gene Ontology annotation, cellular component: ribonuclease P complex. The transcript has 2 exons. Gene Ontology annotation, biological process: tRNA 5'-leader removal. The record is from RefSeq and is a predicted model, not a curated record. The coding region runs from base 162 to 494 and encodes 110 amino acids.
GCACAGCUGUUCGCAUAGCAGAAAGAAACAGUGAAAAGGGAAUAAUUACAUAAAAAAACACACUGACCGGCACUUUUUAGACAACUUCCCGAAGUUUCCGCCGAAAAUAGGUCCCGAGCAGAAUUACCGGGAGCGGGAGUUGCAUUGGGCGUAACCAAAGCAUGAGUGGUUACCAAUAUCUGGACGUGAAGCUGAAACUCCGUGAUCCAGACUCCGUGACUUUGACGCCCGUUUUCCUUUGCGGCUGCAUCCUCAACUCCUUGACGAAUAUUUUUGGCGAAAUUGGUGGCCAAACUACGCUAGAAAUCGUUAAAUUCAGCUCAACCGACAAACGAUUCAUUUUCCGGGUGUCCGAGGAUUUCCUGAAACGCGUCCGCAUAGCUAUAUCCCUGAUAGGAUACUACCAAGAGGUGCCCUGCCAUUUCCAGGUGCUCAGCACAUCCCAAAAACCUUUGGAUUUCGAGGCAACUCCCGAGGAAUUUAUAGCAUUUUAACUAAAGAAACUCAAACAGGAUGUCAUUUUCUUUUUGCAAGGAGUACGGCAAGGACAAGGUGAUCUUUGUCACCAAGGAAGACCAUGCCACGCCCAGCACCAUCGAGCUGCCGCCACCGG